AGCAAGGUGAGGCACCACCAGUACCAACCGGGCUCCGAGUUCAUCACGCACGCAUGGAAGGCUCGGCGGCACAGGCGCCGGGGAAGACCGUCCUGAGGGUGGUGGCGAUCUCCGGCUCGCUGCGCAGGGCGUCGGCCAACACCGGCCUCAUCCGCGCCGCCGCGGAGAUCUGCAGGGAGUCGAUCCCGGGGCUGGAGGUGGAGCACGUGGACAUCUCGGAGCUGCCGCUGCUGAACACCGACCUGGAGGGCCCGGGCCCCGGCGCGUUCCCGGCGGCCGUCGAGGCGUUCCGCGGCAAGGUGCGCGCCGCCGACUGCUUCCUGUUCGCGUCGCCCGAGUACAACUACUCCAUCUCGGGCCCGCUCAAGAACGCGCUGGACUGGGGGUCGCGCCCGCCCAACUGCUGGGGCGACAGGGCCGCCGCCAUCCUCAGCGCGUCGGGCGGGUCGGGGGGCAGCCGCUCGCAGUACCACGUCCGCCAGGUCGGCGUCUUCCUCGACCUCCACUUCGUCAACAAGCCCGAGGUGUUCACCAGGGCGCACCAGCCGCCCAGCAAGUUCGACGACGACGGCAACCUCGUCGACCCGGACACCAAGGACCAGGUCACCAAGGUGCUCCUGGCGCUGCAGGCUCUCGCGCUCAGGCUGCACCUGGGGAAGCUCGCUGUUGCUGCACACUCUUCUUGAACGUCGUCGUCGUCGGGGGUGCACUAAACUACACUACACAUCGUCGCCGAGCUCCAAAUGCCGUGCCGUGUCCGUGUGUGCGCGCUUCAAUAAAUUCUCGGCGUCCAACUUUU
This is a messenger RNA of Zea mays, 799 nucleotides long. RefSeq names its product NADPH quinone oxidoreductase 2. Lineage: Eukaryota; Viridiplantae; Streptophyta; Magnoliopsida; Poales; Poaceae. Bases 54 to 686 code for a protein of 210 amino acids. The transcript is spliced from 2 exons. The record is from RefSeq and is marked validated. Gene Ontology annotation, molecular function: oxidoreductase activity; FMN binding. Gene Ontology annotation, cellular component: cytosol.